AUGUCACACUUGACACGAAGCGUCUUCGUCGGAGGACCUCCUGGUCAAAGGCAAGAGGAGAACUCCUGGGUGCUGACCGCCUUGCGAAGAGACGAGACUUUGAUCACCCAUUUUGCAGCCUUCGGCGUCGCGAAAGCCUAUUUUGCUCGACUGUACGAACAACCCUGGCUUUUGGCCGAGGCUGCACAAGACUACGGAAAAGCCCUACAACAAUUGAACUCGAGCUUAGCAAGUUCUGCCUCUGCCGCUUUCGCUAGGCAUCUGGUAGCGAUGUUCCUACUGGUAUUCUACGAGCUGUUGUGUCCAACUUCACACGCAGGCCUUUACUACCAUUUCCGCGGUAUCGAGACCCUGAUCCAUUCGCAAUCGCCAACCUUUUAUCAAGCUCAGCCUAAUUUAGGCUACUUCAUGCAAGCUCGAGUCCUCGUCAUAUCAGGAGCCUUGCUGAGCUCGAAGAAGACUUUUUUGGCCGAACACGACUGGAAGUUCAUCCCGUGGUCAGGGCAAACAUUCAAAUCGUUAUACCAUGAAAUUUGGGAUCAUCUCAGUGACGUUGCGACACUUCUGGAGGAAUUCGAAAAAUUAACAGAAACGAAGGAAAAGGAGGUUGCAGGUUGCAACUUACUUUCGAACAGAGUAAAAAAGAAAUUCGACAGUAUCGAAUCGUGGAGACGGCGUUGGGACGAACAGAAUAGCGGCAAAAUACUUCACGUGGGAGUCGACUGGAGACAAACGUUGCUGCCACGUGUAGAUCCAAUCGUGAAUGUGUCGAGUGCGCUUGCGUACGCCAACCAGCAAUGUGCGCGCGAGAUUAUGCUAUACUACACAGCGCUACUUUAUCUCUACUCUGUGACAGCAAAGUCUCAGACACUACUUCAGUCUCCUCCCACCUCUCACAUACACCUGGAGCUUAGCUCCCCGGGUUGUGGCCUCCACCAUGUCACUUGGCAGAUUAUCCUCUCGGUUGAUUACCUGAUGACAUCUUCACGUGUAAAAGCUGGCAUGUCAUUUCUGACCUUGGGCGCCGACGCAAUGCUGAGAUGUUACAAAAGUGCGGACUGGCUCAUCGAUUUGUUGAUGCGCAUGGCAGAUAUAUCAGGGUAUGGCUUCUUCAGGCAACUGCUGAAGUACCACGUCCCGCACGUGAUCUCAGCAUAG
This is a messenger RNA of Exophiala bonariae, 1158 nucleotides long. RefSeq lists its product as uncharacterized. Bases 1 to 1158 code for a protein of 385 amino acids. NCBI's taxonomy places the organism in Eukaryota, Fungi, Ascomycota, Eurotiomycetes, Chaetothyriales, Herpotrichiellaceae. The transcript has a single exon. The record is from RefSeq and is a predicted model, not a curated record.